AUGGACCCUCCAAAAGCAGAAACCGAUGGAUUUGAAGUGGGCGAGGUGCUUACAGGACCAGACGAUUGUCGAAUAGUCCUGUACUACGAUCAUCUGCGAUUCAUCCUCGUCAUGACGAAACCAGAGAUCCGAGAGGAUGGUGAUGUUGUGGCAGACUUGUUUCUGAAGAUCGAGGAGGCCGAGAAUGAUCCUGAUGAAAUGAUGUUCGAUCGCUACCUGGAAGAUGUCAGAGAACUUGCAAUCUUGGCCUGCAAGCAUACGAUGUAUACGCUUGCAGCAUCAGUCCCGAAGCCGAGGAGCAAGCAACUAUCUCUUGAGGACUUUCUGCACCCCGCAACUUUCUGUCUACAACUACGCGCCAUGAAAGGAAAGCUGCAGGCCGUAGGAAUAGACGACAUCUCGGAGUUCGCCAGCAUGCACGAACCUGUACCCUUGGCAAUGGACUUCGUGCCCCGUUCUGUUCCGGCUCUCACUCCUUCCGUUGAAAUAGAGUUCAUUGAGGAUCUCUUUAUGAGGAAAAUACUCAAAGUCUCCAAACACGGUGAAGUGUGUGUCUUCAAAUCAGCAACUCAAGGUAAUGAAGACCAGCUUAGACGAGAAAUAAGUGUCCUCCAGCAAAUAUCCGAUAAAUGGGAGCCCGAUCACCCCGAUCACCCCCAUGUUCCACGGCUUCUUGGUCUCGUGACAUCUGGGGGUCAAGUCAUAGGAAUGCUUGAGGAAUUUAUCGAUGGCACGAAUCUGCACGAGCUUGACCUAGAUGAUGCUUCCUCCGCGCAGCGCCGAAAGUGGAAGCGUCAGAUCGAGCAGGCUAUCAAGCAACUACAUCAGAGUGGCGUCGUCUGGGGAGAUGUGAAACCAGAAAAUGUUCUGAUCGACAAAGCAGCCCAUGCGUGGCUUGUCGAUUUCGGCGGCAGCUCGACCGAUGGUUGGGUGGACGAGGAUCUAGCGGAGACUAUGGAAGGCGACUCGCAGGGCUUGCGCCGGCUGGUGGAGUUUUUGGGCGUCCGACAUUGA
Messenger RNA from Exophiala xenobiotica, 1014 nucleotides. RefSeq lists its product as uncharacterized. The transcript has a single exon. The record is from RefSeq and is a predicted model, not a curated record. Gene Ontology annotation, biological process: protein phosphorylation. Gene Ontology annotation, molecular function: ATP binding; protein kinase activity. Lineage: Eukaryota; Fungi; Ascomycota; Eurotiomycetes; Chaetothyriales; Herpotrichiellaceae. The coding region runs from base 1 to 1014 and encodes 337 amino acids.